AUAUUAUUUGUUAAUAAACUAUUUGAUAUACGACACCUUUCAAUUUACAUUUUUCAGUGAACAGAAUUGAACAGAAUUUGUUGAUUCCCAUUCACCGCAGUACUCUUUCCAACUUGCCCUUGAACGGAUACAUCUUUAAGGACAAGAUUUAUUUUGUAAAUUAAAUUUACCUUGAGAUUAUUAUAAUAUUUAAAAAAUACAGUAAUUUAAAAAACAACAUAAUGAAUACUUCAAUAAAAAUUGCUUUCAUUAAAAAUAUAUUUUUAUUUGAUAUAUUUAUUGGAUUAAUUUUUAAUUGUAAAGUUUCAUUAGCAAUUGAAGAGACAGAAUAUUCUUCAAUUUCUACAGAGAAAUUUGAUGAUACUUGUUUAACGAAAUCGUGCAAUCAAACAGCUUCAGCAAUACUAAAUAACAUGGAUACAACAAUAAACCCCUGUGAUAAUUUUUAUAAAUUUGCUUGUGGAGGAUUUAUAAAUUCUUAUAAUCAAACAAAAACAGAUGAAAUAAUAAGUGCAUCAAAAUUAAUUGAAGAACGUAUUAUAAAUGAUUUAACAUUAAGUAUUGAAAAAAAAUAUUCACCAAAUUCACAAAAAUUAUUUAAUCUAUUAACAAUACUUUACAAUAUAUGCCUAAAUGAAUUUACAAAAGUCAUAACAAAAAGACAAAAAUGUAUUAAUAAAUUACAAUUAAAAUUACCAACAGCAAUGUCAGCAUUGUAUAUACAAAAUUAUGGUAAAAAUAGUGUUAAAAAAAAAGUAUAUAAAAUGGCUAUAAAUAUACGUAAUGAAUUUUUAAAAAAUAUUAAAAAUAAUCAUUGGAUUGAUGAAAAAUCAAAACAUAAAAUAUCAUUAAAAUUUAAAAAUAUAUAUAAUAAUAUUGCAUAUCCAAAUGAAAUUGUUGAUGCUGAUAAAUUAAAUGAUUAUUAUGAAAAAAUAUAUAAUAUUAAUAAACAAUAUAUUGAUGAUAUUUUUGAGACACAAACAUUUAUAACAAAUCCAAAUUAUAUUAAAUUAAUUGAACCAGAAUAUUCAUAUAAUCAAAAUUUCAUAGCAAAUUUAACAAAAGUCAGUGGAUGGUAUUCAUUUUUUCACAAUAGUAUAAAUAUUCCAGUUGGAAUUCUUCAAGGUAUUUAUUAUGAUAAAAAUCGUCCAAAUUAUAUGAAUUAUGGUGGAGCUGGUAAUAUAAUUGGUCAUGAAUUAACUCAUGGUCUUGAUAAUUUAAAAUAUGAAAUUGAAAAAAAUGAAACAAGCUCGAAUUAUUCAAAAAAAGUUGAAUGUUUUAUAAAACAAUAUGAAAAUUAUUCACUAAAUGAUGCUGGAAAUAAAAUUGAUGGAAUUUUAACAAGUCAAGAAAAUAUUGCUGAUAAUGGAGGUAUGAAAGCAGCAUAUUUUGCAUAUAAAAAAUUUAUAAAAGAAAGAAAAAAAAAAAAAAGAGAAUUAAAAUUACCUGGUCUUGAAAAUUAUACAUCAAAACAAAUGUUUUGGAUAAGUGCUGCAAAUUCAAGAUGUUCAAAAUAUCCAUUAUAUUAUUUGGAUUAUAAAAUACAAUCUCAUCAACAUACAUCAUCAGAAUUUCGUAUUCUUGGUACAUUAUCAAAUAUCAUUGAAUUUUCAAAUGAUUUUAAUUGUCCAGUUGGAUCAAUUAUGAAUCCAAAAACAAAAUGUUCAUUAUGGUGA
Molecule: messenger RNA, 1676 nt
Organism: Aphidius gifuensis
Lineage: Eukaryota; Metazoa; Arthropoda; Insecta; Hymenoptera; Braconidae
Product: neprilysin-2-like
Exons: 5
Coding region: 222-1676 (484 amino acids)
Biological process (GO): protein processing
Cellular component (GO): plasma membrane
Molecular function (GO): metalloendopeptidase activity
Source: RefSeq, a predicted model, not a curated record